Molecule: messenger RNA, 4787 nt
Organism: Aedes albopictus (Asian tiger mosquito)
Lineage: Eukaryota; Metazoa; Arthropoda; Insecta; Diptera; Culicidae
Gene: Nelf-A
Product: negative elongation factor A
Exons: 5
Coding region: 433-3852 (1139 amino acids)
Biological process (GO): negative regulation of transcription elongation by RNA polymerase II
Cellular component (GO): NELF complex
Source: RefSeq, a predicted model, not a curated record
GUCAAAGCUAAAAACAUUAAAAUUUGAGUUCUUACACAGCUUUCGAGAGUUUGUUUGUUCUAGCUUUUAUGUCUGUUCUCCGUGCUUUGGUCUUCAUGUCUCAGGUCUUUAUCACUUGUUACGCUAUACGUUUGCGUUCGUUUUCUGCCCCCAACGAUGGACUACGUCUCUGCGAAAGCUGAAUCGUUUUCGCCUGAUGUGACGCAUCACACAAACGGUCCGACACGGGAAAGUGAGUCCAUCUUUGUCACCCUUUUGCGUACAGAGGCAAUUAUCAAAGUGACGCCACAAGUUCUUGUCCGCCACAGUUGCGUGGGAACGUAAGAGACGGGUAGCUGACAUUACCCAACCUUGCAUGAUCGCACACAUUUGUAGCCGAUCAUUUUUUCUCCGCUGCCGCUGUCGUGUCGCAGCAGUCAGUUUUUAUUCAAGAUGGCGAACGUACGGGAUAGCGACAUUUCACUGUGGCUACACAAUAAGCUUGGUACAUCAAACGAUUCGUGGAUUAGCGGUUCUAUCAUAUCACAGCUGAACAAGGAAGUGCUGCGGAACAUCAAGGAGUGUUUUCCGGAUCUUCAGACGCAGGUGAAGCUGAAACUGCUGCUUAGUUUUUUCCACAUCCCGCGGAGGAUUGUCGAAGAGUGGAAAACCGAAUUGGACGAAGUGAUUGAAGUUGCUGGCCUAGAUUCGGAACUAUGGGUGUCGAUGAUUGCGGAAACAAUCAAAACCCUCCCGACGACGGGAUCCCUCAACACAGAAAUCUCCGACUACGAAGAAACCCGACCAAUUUUCACCGACAUGGUCAACGAGCUGCGGCGGCUGGUGGUUAAAAAUGCCGACCUAGGUCUGCUGCCGCUUGAGUGUCAGUAUCUCAACAAAUCCGCCCUGGUUUCGGUGGUUGGUCAACAGUCGACUCCGGUGAAGCACUUUACGCUGAAAAGGAAACCGAAGAGUCAAAACCUGCGCGAAGAACUGGAGCAGAAGUCAAAGGACGCCCAGAGCUGUCUGAAGAAAAUUUCUGCCCCAACAGUGCCUUUGAGAUCUCGAGGAAUUCCCAGGAAAAUGACUGAUACCACCCCGCUGAAGGGGAUUCCUUCGAGGGUCCCCACCGGGGGAUUCAGAUCACCAGCAACAUCGCAGGGACCUAAUCGACCCAGUAUGAGUCGGAUGCCUGCUGGAAGGAAAGAGGGUGGUGUCAAAUUGCUGGAAAUAGGAGAACAACCUCUAGGGUAUGCUGCAGCCAAGAAGCGGAAAAGGGAACAGGAACGCGAGGAACAGCAGAAGAAGGCAGCUGAACAGGCAAGUGCCCAAGCCAGUCAGGAUGUAAAACCGAUUAUUACGACUCCGACGACAUCGACUGUGACAACUACGACUCCGGAUUACGCUGCCGGACUUACUGCUAGUACUGUUUACAGUCAACCGGCAACACCUAUGCCAGCUACGACGAUCAAGGAAACGGUAGUUCCGUCAGUGGCACCGCAACCGGUACAGAUUCAGCCACCUCAAGUUGUGGAAAUCAAGCAAGAAAUCAAACAAGAGAUCAAAACGGAGCCAAUGUUAACAUCUACUGUGCCAGUACAAACUGUUCCGAUUGUUUCAUCAACUCCGAUACAGCACACGGCACCUCCAGUUCCUCCCUUGGCCUACACUUCUCCUCAGCCUCAGAAGCUCAUCAGUAUCAAAACGGAACCAAGUUCAUCUAUUCCAAUGUCUAUUUCCUCCAACCCACCAUCUCUGGUUCGGUCAGUAACACUCCCGACUACCACUCAUAUAAAGACCCAGCCCCAGCACCACUUGCAGCAGCUUCCCACCGUUGCCAGCUCAGUACAAAUGAUCCAAAAUGCCGGAACAACCAUCGCCAGCAAACCGACUACAGUUGCUCCAAAGAUUGAGAUAAUCUCGUCUAAAACAAUUCAGCCUGGCACCAUUCAGGCAUCGAUCCCUAAAUCAACCACCAUAAUAAACCAGGGCGGAAACAUUCUGUUUACUACGAAGCAGGUUCAACCGAAUACCACGUCGUCAACCGGCGGAACGACCAUCAUCCAACAAAAGCCAGGAACCUACGUCCUGAACACAUCCCCACCUGGUAAACAAAUUAACAUCCAACGACUGAUCACCAAUUCCAACGCAGCCGCCGGAACGCCAACUCUGACAACCACAAUCUCCCGGGCUCAACACCAACAACAAUUGAUUCAAGCUCAACAUCAAACCCAGCAACAGCAAAUUCAGCAACCAACGACCCCAACGAGAAUCGUUCAAAUCAAAACGGCACCUACGGUAUCUCUGAACAACAGUCAGCUAAUGCAGAAUAUUCCUCCGCUUAUCUCAACACAACACCCUGGUUCCGGAACACAGCCAACCAUUCUCAACAUUCAAACCAUUCAACAACAACAGCAGCAACAGCAACAACUACAAAUCCAGCAGCAACCCACCACUCCACAGAAGCGAACAAUUACAAUCACUGCUCAAAGUCCGCAAAACAACAACAUGAUCGCCACGUCCGUGGCCCAGAUCCUCCAACAGCAGCAACAACUUCAACAACAGCAGCAACAACAACAAACCAUACAAACUACUUCCAUUGUGACCGGUUCUACCCAGCAGCCCAAAUACGCUCAAGUUGUCAUGUCCCCGAACGUAAAGGGCAAAACCAUAUUCCUAACCAAUCCCUCAAACAUCCCCAACGUUCUCAAUCAAAAGGGCGUUAUACUACGCACGGUGGAUCCUUCCGGAAACACCGUCUAUCAGCAAAUCCCGCUCCAGAAUGUUUCCGGUUUGAGCGGGGCCACCAUCAUCAGCGGUGGUCCCCCGGGCUUGGUUAAAACCGAACCCGACACCAAACCCCAGCUCAGUCAAAUCCCGGCCCUGGUCCCUACCAGUUCCCUGCACCAAAACAUCCCCGCUUUGACACCGGUUGUGCUCCAGCAGUCACAACAAACGCAACAAACUUCAACCAUCCCGGCUUUAAUCACCAACAUCUCCCAGCAAGGUCAACAACAGCAACAGCAAAUCAAGACCUCUCCCCAAACAAUGACCAUUAUCCGACCCGUCACUGGAAAUAACGUCCAAACGGUUCUCCCGCAAGGCCUAACCCUCAUACAGCGACCGGGUCAACAGCCACAGCUGGUCCAGACCAUUCAGGCGGGCGGAGGGCAAACGCAGGUACAGCAGCAGCCCCAAACCCGGACCAUCAUUACGCAGAUCCCGCAGCAGCAACAUCAGCAGCAAACACAAGUGCAACCUCAGCGCACCAUACAGUUCCAAGCGGCAGGAACUCCGCGGGCCGGAGGUACCACCAUACAGUUGGUGCAGCAGCCGCAACAAGAGCGCACCAUUGUACAGCAACAGCCACAGCAAAUUCAAAUCCAGCGAACACAGAUCGCCCCUCAGCAGCAACAGGGUACCACGGUCACCAUUCAGCAAAAUGCAACCGGAAUCGGGCAACAGCAGCCGCAGGUUCAACAGCAAGUCACUCGCAAGGGACUUUCCUUAUCGAACAAACAUGUCAUAGAAGCGCACGACAUGUUCAAGCGCGCCAACAGGGUGUCACGUGUGGAAAAGGCAUUGAUCCUCGGAUUUAUGGCUGGUUAUCGGGAUAAUCCGCGGCCAAAUCCGGAGAAUAUCGUCACCAUCAAACUGAACGAAAGCCAGGAAAAGGUUCUCCAAGCGGACGACACGCAAGCCGUCAUGCUGGUCGAGUCGCUCAUUACCCUGGACUACAACACGGGCGAGUGGAAGACGUUCCGAAAGUACCGCGAACUGGAUCCCUCGCAGCAGCAUGACGCGACAGUGGGUGGAACCACCACCGGUCAGGGUCAGCCAGCGACAGCCCAGCAAAACUCGGUGGUUAUUUAAUAUUUAGCGUAGCAAAACAAACAAAAGCGUGAUAGUCGAGCCGUGAAGAAGGAGUAGAUUAGUAAGGAAUGAGUGUGGGUUCAAAAGUAUAACUAUUUAGUUGGUAGGAUAUGCCUUGCAGUAUGUGGGAAAUUCAGAAUAAAUGCGUCGUACUGUGUAAUUGUAAUUAUAUUAUGCGUUAUGUUAUAUCUACUUUUUCUAUUAUUGAAAAUGAUAUCCCUCUGUUGUUGUAGUUGCUAUGUAUCGAUGGCAUAUAUAGGCAUAAAGUGCAAAUAUCUAUUUUCAUCUCAUGAAAUAAAAUCCACGCUGUAUUAGGGACCGCAGUACUGAAAAGCUUAGGUACUAAAGGUAGAAAACCAACAUAACAAUAGGAGCCAAUAUGCCGUAUACUUUCAAAUCAGGAAACAGUCGAAUCAUUUGCGUGUUGGAAACCUAAGCUAAAAUCAUAGUGUUAGAAAACAAAUAUCCACUCAGAAACAAUAGAAGCUACACUGGAAUCGUCACCACUGGUUCUUAUUUCCUAUAACUGCUAAUCGGACUAGUGUUUCCUCAUCCUUAUCCGGCAAAUUAUUGUAUAAAGAACGCAGAGUUAAUUGGUAUGUGCCGUGUAUAGAUGCAGGACUCUGUCAAUGCUUGAGAAUCCAUUCGUAGUGACCACCCACAUGGGAAUAGACGAAGAAACAAGAAAAUACGGUUCGACAAAUACAGCAGCAGUAGCGGAAGUUUUUAUGUUAGUAGUAAAAUGAACUAUUGAAAAUUAUUAUGUACAAUUACUAAUCGCUAAAAAUGCUAAAAGUGAAAACGAUAAAACAGCAUGCAGGAAAUAAUAUUGAUUAUUGAAAUAUUAUUUUAUCAUCUCUUUAGGAUAAAAAAAGUACGAUGAUUGUGUAUAUUCCAAGAAGUGCAGCCGUAUAAAUUGCAAAAAAGUGUAAAAA